GGUCAGUACAGGCCCUAUCCAGCUAAACCUGCUCUUGGCAAAGAUGAGGAUGUCAAACAAGUGCUGGUUAGGCCAAAUUCCCCUGCUUGGUCUGCUAAGCCUUCCUCUGCAGCUGUAGUUGGGUCAACAACUGAUGUAAGCUACAAGCCAGUUACAGCUCCGUCUAAGGGCAGUAUGAGCUACAGGCCUGCUAAUGAACAGUUAAAACCCUCAACGAGCUUUGGUCAGUACAGGCCCUAUCCAGCUAAACCUGCUCUUGGCAAAGAUGAUGUCGAACAAGUACUGGUUAGGCCAAAUUCCCCUGCUUGGUCUGCUAAGCCUUCCUCUGCAGCUGUAGUUGGGUCAACAACUGAUGUAAGCUACAAGCCAGUUACAGCUCCGUCUAAGGGCAGUAUGUACAGGCCUGCUAAUGAACAGCUAAAACCCUCAACGAGCUUUGGUCAGUACAGGCCCUAUCCAGCUAAACCUGCUCUUGGCAAAGAUGAUGUCGAACAAGUACUGGUUAGGCCAAAUUCCCCUGCUUGGUCUGCUAAGCCUUCCUCUGCAGCUGAAGUUGGGUCAACAAGUGGCUUAAGCUACAAGCCAGUUACAGCUCCGUCUAAGGGCAGUAUGUACAGGCCUGCUAAUGAACAGCUAAAACCCUCAACGAGCUUUGGUCAGUACAGGCCCUAUCCAGCUAAACCUGCUCUUGGCAAAGAUGAGGAUGUCAAACAAGUGCUGGUUGGGCCAAAUUCCCCUGCUUGUUCUGCUGAGCCUUCCUCUGCAGCUGAAGUUGGGUCAACAAGUGGCGUAAGCUACAAGCCAGUUACAGCUCCGUCUAAGGGCAGUAUGUACAGGCCUGCUAAUGAACAGUUAAUGCCCUCAACGAGCUCUGGUCAGUACAGACCCGAUUCAGCUAAACCUGAGGUAACCAAACAAGUGCCGGUUAGGCCCCAAUCCUCUGCUUCAUCUGCUAAGAUGCCCUCCGGCAGCUUUGGGUCUCCUCAGGCCCAAUGGGCCCAGGCUGAAGUCUCCUCCUCGACUUACGGACAAGCAGGCCAAGCAACCUGGCAGAGCCAAGCGACAUCCACAAGUUCCAAUUCUCAAAAUUACGUCCCUCAAAGCCACAGAGGCAACGAGCUUGAAAAUCUUGCUUACUCCACUGGCGCUUGUCAGCAGGGAGAAGACUCCGUCCUAAUAACCGUCCCCAGUUAUCUAGGCAUUGGCAUCAUUGAGGUGCCGUGCCAAAGAAAUGAAGAGGGUAAGCUGAGGCCUGCCACCCAACCUCAGGCAUCUAAUCCAUCCUACCGUUCAUGGAGAUAUAGAGAAUGAAACUGGAUUAGUCUGGUGGGGACCUAUGGCAGAAGAUGUGCUGAAUAUGACCGCUAUGGUUUUGCUAAAUGUUCAUGAAGUGUCUCAAAUGCCUUUCUGACUAAUAAAGUUACUUAUGGUUUGUAAUUGA
This is a messenger RNA of Alosa alosa (allis shad), 1441 nucleotides long. Its product is annotated as translation initiation factor IF-2-like. Bases 175 to 1311 code for a protein of 378 amino acids. The transcript is spliced from 2 exons. The record is from RefSeq and is a predicted model, not a curated record. NCBI's taxonomy places the organism in Eukaryota, Metazoa, Chordata, Actinopteri, Clupeiformes, Clupeidae.